Molecule: messenger RNA, 4605 nt
Organism: Cheilinus undulatus (humphead wrasse)
Lineage: Eukaryota; Metazoa; Chordata; Actinopteri; Labriformes; Labridae
Gene: adam8b
Product: ADAM metallopeptidase domain 8b
Exons: 24
Coding region: 222-2744 (840 amino acids)
Biological process (GO): positive regulation of cellular extravasation; proteolysis; positive regulation of membrane protein ectodomain proteolysis
Molecular function (GO): metalloendopeptidase activity; cell adhesion molecule binding
Source: RefSeq, a predicted model, not a curated record
UUUCAAGAAGAAGACGGAGCCACAAACUUCUUCAACUGCGCUCACCGUCUCUCAGCUAAAUACCUAGAGAUAACUGGCGAAGCUUGACCAGUUGUUUCCGGUUACUAUGUGAGGCGGUGAUAAGCGAACCAGGUGGGCGGAGCUUUAACGGAACAGCUGCCUGAUGAUUCUCGGCGGAGUAACGGUAGAACAGAGGCAGAUACCGGGCAGAGAGGAGCGCGAUGGAAGCCUUGACGGUCUCGCUGUGGCUGACAUGGGUUUGUCUCGUGCAGAGCUCUGGGAUGCUCUCUCACGUGGACAGGUAUGAGGUGGUCAGACCUCAGAGAGUUUCAGGGAGACAGAGGAGAAGUCUGGAGGAGCCACAGCUGUAUCCUGAUACGGUUCAGUACCAGCUGGCCAUUGAAGGGAAGAACCACACAAUUCAUCUGGAAAAAAACUGGAAUCUUAUCGGGAAAGACUACACUGAGACACAUUAUUCAGAAGAUGGAGAACGUGUGACGACAUCUCCAAAUGAGGAGCACUGCUUCUAUCACGGCCACAUUAAAGGCAUGAAAGACUCUUCAGUCAGUGUGGGGAUUUGUUCAGGAAUCAGUGGUUUUGUGCAGGCUCAGCAGCAGGUUUACUUGAUCGAACCUCUGGGACGCUCUGACGAUGGAGAUCAUGCAGUCUACAGACGGGAGCACCUGAAGAUCAGCGGCACCGUUGGCUGUGGCUCCUCCGACAACGCCAGCACCACCACAGUCUAUGACCACGAGCAGAACCUGAGCCCCGCAGCCCUCUUCAGGUCCAGAUCAUGGAAAUCAAAACCGAUCUCAGGUCCACAGAGGUUUGUUGAGCUGUUUGUUGUGGUGGACAACACUGAGUAUAAACGAUACGGCAGCGAGACAAAAUCCCGUAUCCUUGGAGUGGUCAAUCACAUUGAUAAGUUGUAUCGGACUCUUAACAUCCGCAUCAUGCUGGUGGGUUUGGAGAUUUGGACGGACAGAGACUACAUUGAUGUAGACUUUAAUUCUGAGACAGCUCUGGAUAAUUUCCUCAUCUGGCGUCAGUCUGAUCUGCUGCGGAGGACGAAGCACGACAACGCUCAAUUUGUGACGGGCAAAGAUUUUGAAGGAGACACAGUAGGACUUGCAAAUAAGUUUGCCAUGUGCACUGGAAACUCUGGUGGAGUCAACCAAGAUCAUCACGAUAACCCGAUAGGACUCGCCUCCACCAUCGCUCAUGAGAUGGGACAUAACUUUGGCUUGUCUCAUGAUGCUGCUGGUUGUGUGUGUGGUCCAAAUUACGGCUCUGGGAACUGUGUGAUGGCAGACAAGCUCAGGACAGGAAGCCUGGCAUUCCCUGAGUUUUUUAGCAGCUGUAGUGUGGAGCAGCUCGCUGAGUUUAUGGAGCGAGCUCAGCCCAGCUGUCUGACCAAACCCAGCUCUGUGAGGACCAUUGCUGUGGGCCCUCGCUGUGGAAACGCUCUGCUGGACCCGGGGGAGGAGUGUGACUGUGGCACUGUGGAGGAAUGCAAGAACCCGUGUUGUGAUGCAUCAACGUGCCGUCUUACUGAAGGAUCCCAGUGUGCACAUGGACAAUGCUGUGACAACUGCCAGUUCUCAGCGUCUGGAAGUGUGUGCAGAAACUCGGCCGGUUUCUGCGACCUGCCUGAGUACUGCACCGGAGUGUCGGAGGAUUGUCCUGAAGACAGCUUUGAGAUGAACGGCAAACCGUGCAACUACCAGACUCAGAGCUACUGCUACAACGGCCAGUGUCCAACAUACGAGCAGCACUGUUGGAGGCUGUUUGGACAAGGAGCCAGAGUCGGACCUGAUUUGUGUUUUGACCUGAACAAACGAGGGGAAGAAGGAGCCAACUGUGGAAAGAACAAAUCAGGCUUCAUCUCCUGUGCUAGACAGAAUCUGAAGUGUGGAUCGAUAUUCUGUGUCGAAGGAGGAGAGUCCAUCACAGGUAAAAGAGCAUCCUACAACACCUUGUUUGGAAUCGAAUGUAAAGUAGCAGUGGAUGACGACAAGACCAGAAACAUGGACAUGGUGCCAAAAGGGACCAGAUGUGGACCAAAUAAGGUUUGCUUUGACAACAGAUGUGUGGACGUAUCCGUUUAUGGGAAGCGGGAGGAGUGUGCAAAGAAAUGCAACAACAACGGGGUGUGUAAUCACAAGAAUGAGUGCAGCUGUAACCCCGGCUGGGCUCCACCAUACUGUGACGUCCUGUAUGCCGAUCUACCUCAAGGCCAGAGUGCGAUAAUUGCCGGCGUGUGCGCUGUUCUCUCCGUCCUCCUGCUUAUCACCAUGGUGAUCGCAGGUCUGAUGUGCUGCAAAAAGGACAACAGGGACAACUACGCCUCUAAAAGGAAAGUACACUCAGCUCCAGGGAAGCUGAAUCCAAUGUUCCAGGAACCAAGUGUUAAAAACAGACCUCAGAUCAGCCUGCCCACCUUCAUGGAAACGACAGCAACACAAGUAUGCACUCCUCUGAUUGUCACCGUGACUCCCUGCAGACCGGCUCCACAGCCACCAAACAAACCGUCUGCAGCAUCGCCGACCUCACAAACAGAGCCGACAAAAUCUCAACCUCCGUGUAAACCUUUACCACCUCUGAGCCAAACACUGUCCAAAGCGGCCAAACCGGGCCCUCCUCCUGUCCCUCCAGUCAAACCCAGCCCUCCUCCGGCUGCCAGAACCAAACCGUGCACUCCUCCAAUGCCACCACCGAAGCCACAACCUCACAAACCAACAUAAAACCCUUCAAACUUUGACCAAAGAAGAAGAGACUCAGGCUGUAGCUGCACAUUCAGAGAGAGAGCGUCUCUCUAAGGGAUCAAACUCAUGUGAGUCACAGCAGCUGCAGAGUUUGGAAAAGUUAACUCUUUGUCUUCAGAGCCUUGAAGAUGUGUGUGAUCGCAGCUUCACUGACUGAGAAUAAGCGUCUUUGAUGACCAAAGAAUUACUGCUGCAGGGGAAACCCUGCAUGAACUGAUGCUGCAGUUUCUUUGUUGGUUGUUCUUAAACAUUUCCUGUGUGCUUUCUUUGUUUUCUAACCUAAAUUUUCUCAAUGCACUUUUAUACGAAUGAGCUAACCAGAGCUCACAUGAUGUACUGUUUAAUUUAUUUAAUGUAAGUGCAAGGGACUGCACAAUAAGUGGAGUAAUAAUGAAAAAGUGAGGAGUCUACACAGUGUGCUGUUACUCUGCUGUGUUAGAAGUGAACUGUAUUUAUGGCUGAACACAAAAAAAGAUACAUGACUAUGAUAAAAGUCCAAAUCCACCGUGAAAGAAACUAAUUUGAUGUUCAGAUAAAAACAAAUAGCCCAAACCAUCAGGAAGACUGUUUAGAUCUCAUAGAGUGAUAAAAAAACACUGCUGCUGUUGUUGUGAAGAUGGUUCUUAAGACAACAAAACAAAGAUCUUAAUGAUUGAGAAUUAAGUCUGGCACUAGUGGAGCUUUUGACCGCUUUUGCUGGCCUCCCACUAGACAAGUUUCGGAUCCUGACUGAUGUGGGAGACUACCAGUUUCAACCAUUUUUUAAAAUUAUUAUCCUCUAAAAACACACUGGACAAUUCAGCAAGGCAGUGACUGCAGAGCUGCUGUCUGUAGUAAUGAUUUUACAGUGGUGAUUCCACGCCAGAUCUCAGAAACUCACAAGAUCAAAUGUGACUCGAGAAGAAAAACAAACACAUCAAAGUCCUGGUGUUAUUCUGUUUUACAGUGAAAAAAUAAAAAUGAGACCAAGAAUACAGUGAGACUACUGGCUGAGAAGACAGUAGUUUGUGUUGGCAAGCUUUAGAGUUUGCAACAUCCGUGUGAUGGCGCUACCUGUUCUGCUCCAGAAGCAUUUAAAUAUCAAACAUGAUGAUAUUUACAAGUAAUAUCACUGAGUAAUAUUUACGACUAGUUACAGAAAAUCAGACCCAUAAUCAGGCCUAAAAUUGUUGAGUGCGUUGGUUCUCAGCUGUCAGGCUGGGACCCAAAAUUGGCUUAUAUAGCCAUCAGUAGGUCAUGAAUAUGUGCCUUGAAAAAAAUGUACGCUUUUAUUUUGAAGGAAAUGUCUCGCCUUUCUAAUAAUAUAUUUCUUUGCACUGUACUUGAAAUCCUGCAUUUUGGAGACUUUCCAUGUAUCCCAUGACCCGUUUUUUUUUUUUUACUGUGGUUCAGCUUUAAACAUGAAGGAUGGUUUCACAUUAGGAACCUGAGCCUGGAUUCAAGUACGCUUCAUCACAAAGUCUAGUUCUAUUGAUCAGCGUAAAAAGAAGCGGCAUACCAUACUUGGGCAUGGUAUGCAUUAGAUUUGCAUACAACCAUGCUUCAGAAUUGGGUCCUCAUCUGUGAGUAGAGUUCCAAAGUCAAUAGUCUCUUCAAAAAACUUUGUCUCUGACCAUUUUAUCCUCUAGGGUGCACGGUAGAUAUAGAAGCAGAAGGAGGGUCAUUGCUGGCAUCUUGAAAUUAAUAAAAACAUCCAUAGUAGCCUGCAGGAUUGCCUCUUCUUCUUGAGCUGCAAACCAACUAAGUGCAUACCACACCCUGCUGUGUACCUGUGUAAAAAUCCAAGUGUUCUGGGGCAUGGAACAGUCUUACUAACAGGAAAGAAGACCAGCAGGGGAGG